Molecule: messenger RNA, 753 nt
Organism: Naegleria lovaniensis
Lineage: Eukaryota; Heterolobosea; Eutetramitea; Acrasida; Naegleriidae
Exons: 1
Coding region: 1-753 (250 amino acids)
Molecular function (GO): protein binding
Source: RefSeq, a predicted model, not a curated record
AUGAUCAAGCUUCGAUUUUCAAAUGAAAUCCCUUCAGAAAUUUUGAUUGAAAUUUUUGAGUUUUUAAAUGGAUGUGAAUUAUUGAAAUGUGUUUCAUGUGUUUGUACGGAAUGGCAUCAAGUGAUUUCAAAAAAAUUGGAUUGGAAAUUAUUGGUUUCGAGAAGGUUGGGUUUUACACUAAUUGUUGUAAUACCUCCUGUCGUAUUGAAUAGCCAUCCACAUGAAAUGCAGACACAAUGUUGUAGUAAUAAUGAAUUUUGGAAAUUAUAUUUCAUUGAGAACGUGGCCAAGCAUAAAUAUCAACCAGUUUUAAACUUUCUCAAACAACAUCCAAAUAUCACAUGGGAACAAGUUUUUGAAGAUGGCAAGAUUGGUGACAGGAACAACAUUUCGAAAUUCAUGACUUUUAAUGUCAGUGGUGGUGAAUCAAAUGACGACAAUGACAACAACAUGGCCAUUGGAGAAUCCAAGAUUGGGGGAUAUCCAGACCUACCACGUCACUUUGAAUGGCCAAAGGAUUCUCAUGGAAAGGAAUGGCCCUUUAUAUGUCAACUAAAUGUUCAACAAUUGGAAUACUUGGAUUUAACCAAUAGAGUAAUUCCAAAAGGAGGAGGUAUGCUCUACUUUUUUACUCCUUUCGACGAAGCUUCGAGUGGUGGUAGUUAUUGGGGAGUUCGAAAGUGUGAUCAUCAACCCAUGACUUAUUUGAAUGCAAUACAAAUUAAAGAGAUGGGAGGACUUGAUUUGUUCUGA